AUGUGCGGUAUCUUCGCCUGCCAUUGCCACCCCGAUGUCAAACAAUUUCGCAGCACCGCGAUCCGCAUGGGCAAGCAAGUCAAACACCGCGGCCCGGACUGGAGCGGCAACCACACCGCCAACAACACCAUCCUCGUGCACGAACGCCUCUCCAUCGUCGGCGUCGACACGGGCGCCCAACCGAUCUUGAAUGAAGACGAAUCCAUCGCCCUAGCUGUCAAUGGCGAGAUCUACAACCAUAAGAUUUUAAGGAAGCGACUACAUCACCAGUACCCGUUCAAGACCCACAGCGAUUGCGAGGUCAUCAUCCCGCUGUAUCAGGAACAUGGCAUUGAUGCGCCGAAGCACCUGGAUGGGAUGUUCUCGUGGGUCUUGCAUGAUAAGAAGCAAGAUCGUUUGAUCGCGGCGAGGGAUCCGAUUGGAAUCACCACGUUCUAUAUGGGACGGUCGACGCAGACGCCGGGUGCGGUGUACUUUGCCUCGGAGUUGAAAUGCCUGCAUCCCGUCUGCGACCAAAUUGACUUCUUCCCGCCGGGACAUGUGUAUGAUAGCAAGACGGAUAAGCUCACGCCGUACUAUACCCCGAAGUGGCUGAUGGAGCCAUCGAACAUCCCUUCGACACCCUUGGAUCUGACGCACUUGAGGGAGAUGUUUGAGAGGUCGGUGAGGAAGCGGUUGAUGGCUGAGGUGCCGUAUGGGGUGCUUUUAUCUGGAGGUCUGGACAGUUCGCUCGUGGCCGCAAUCGCACAGAGGGAGACACUGAGACUGCAAAGAGAAUACUCGAAGAAGCUAGCAGCCAUGCAGUCCGGGACCACAACCCCCAGCACCAACGGCUUCGUCAACGGCACGCCCGCCGUCCCCACCAACGGCGAAGAAGACAGUCUAACCGGCAUUGACGAAAACUACAAACUCACCGACGUCCCCGUCCUCUCCCAACUCAACAGCUUCUCCAUCGGCCUCCCGGGGGCCCCGGACUCCAAAGCCGCGCUCGAAGUCGCCAAGUUCUUGGGGACAAAACACCACUCCCUCACCUUCACCAUCCAAGAAGGCCUCGACGCCCUGUUUGAUGUGAUUUUCCACCUCGAAUCCUUCGACGUCACCACCAUCCGCGCCAGCACGCCCAUGUUCCUGCUCGCGCGCAAGAUCAAGGCCAUGGGCGUGAAAAUGGUGUUGUCGGGUGAAGGGUCGGAUGAGAUUUUCGGGGGCUAUCUUUACUUCCAUAAUGCGCCGGACAAGAAGGCUUUCCACGAGGAGACGGUGCGGAGGGUCAAGAAUUUGCAUCUGGCGGAUUGUCUGCGCGCGAACAAGUCGACGAGUGCAUGGGGGGUGGAAGCCCGGGUGCCGUUCCUGGAUAAAGAGUUCCUGGACACGGCGAUGAAUAUCGAUCCGGCGGAGAAAAUGAUCACCAAGGGGAAGAUUGAGAAAUACAUUCUCCGGCAAGCCUUUGAUCCUGCUUCCUUGGCUCCGGGCGCGAAGGCCUAUUUACCGCAUCACAUCCUCUGGCGGCAGAAGGAGCAAUUCUCCGACGGCGUGGGCUACGGCUGGAUCGACGCGUUGAAGGAUGAGGCGAAGAAGAUGGUUUCGGAUGAGCAAAUGAAGGUGGAAGCCAUGAAGAAGGAUCAUCCGCAGUGGGAGGAGGGGGAUUUCCCGGAUAGUAAGGAGGCGUAUUGGUAUCGGUGUAUGUUUGAUGAGCACUUCCCGGCGUAUUGUGCCAGUACGGUGAUGCGGUGGACGCCUACUUGGUCGAAGCAGACGGAUCCGAGUGGGCGGGCGGUGGCGACGCAUGAUGCUGCUUAUAAGGGUGGGGAGGGGAAGUGA
This is a messenger RNA of Recurvomyces mirabilis, 1818 nucleotides long. RefSeq names its product asparagine synthetase (gene ASN1). The coding region runs from base 1 to 1818 and encodes 605 amino acids. NCBI's taxonomy places the organism in Eukaryota, Fungi, Ascomycota, Dothideomycetes, Mycosphaerellales, Teratosphaeriaceae. Gene Ontology annotation, molecular function: asparagine synthase (glutamine-hydrolyzing) activity. Gene Ontology annotation, cellular component: cytosol. The record is from RefSeq and is a predicted model, not a curated record. The transcript has 2 exons.